Leptopilina heterotoma is the source of this 987-nucleotide messenger RNA. RefSeq names its product zinc finger protein 319-like. NCBI's taxonomy places the organism in Eukaryota, Metazoa, Arthropoda, Insecta, Hymenoptera, Figitidae. The transcript is spliced from 7 exons. Gene Ontology annotation, biological process: regulation of transcription by RNA polymerase II. Gene Ontology annotation, molecular function: sequence-specific DNA binding; DNA-binding transcription factor activity, RNA polymerase II-specific. The coding region runs from base 1 to 987 and encodes 328 amino acids. Gene Ontology annotation, cellular component: nucleus. The record is from RefSeq and is a predicted model, not a curated record.
AUGUCAGGAGUGAAGAAAUUAUUUCCCUGUCCGCAAUGUACAACUAGUUUUGGUCAAAAACAAAGUUUAACGCGACAUUUGAAAUACGAAUGUCUUCAAGAGCCGAGAUUCGCCUGUCCUUACUGCAAUCAUCGGAGUAAAAAGGCUUAUAGUAUUUAUGGACAUGUUCGCAGACGACAUGUUGAUAUGAAGGUUUAUGCCAUUGAUAUUUAUGGCGAUACUGACGGAGGCACUUUACUUCAUGUGCCAUUAGAAUUAAAACGUAAAAAACGCAGUGGAUCGCAUCAGAGGCAUUUUGCGAAAUUUGGAAAAGCGAAACUAGACGACAGUCAUUUCAACUCGUACACGGGAAAAUUUCAUUGUCCCAAAUGCAAUAGUGGCUAUGGAAGGAGAGACACAAUGUUGGGACACUAUCGCUACGAGUGUAAUCAACCGCCGAGAUACAAGUGUCCCUAUUGUCAAUUGCUCAGUAAAAAGACUUCUAAUGUUUAUCAGCAUGUGAGAGCAGUUCAUCCCAGUGAAACUGUAACACUGGUUGUUUGCUUUAUUGACGCUAAUAAGACAGACAAUACAGAAACGAAAGCACAAGAAUGGGUUAAUCGACCGCCUUUAGACAGCUACCUUUGUCCACAGUGCAAUGCAGGUUUCCGACGAAUGUUCGAUUUGUUGAGACAUAAAUGCGGUCAGGCACUGCGUUUUGCGUGUCCCUAUUGUCAUAAAAAAGAUAAAUCGAGUAGUAACGUUUACAGACAUUUACAGGUCUCAAAUUUCUAUACGCCAGCGAAUUAUUAUCCAAAUAUUGAACCACAACCAAAGAGAAGAAACAGAAAUCAUCACAUUUCUGAAUUAAAAUUCGGCUGUCCUCAUUGUUCUUUUCGAAACAAACGCAAGGAUCACGUUUACCGUCACAUUCGAGGACGACAUCCUGACGAGGUCGUUUGCUACAUUGACUACAGUGCCGCACCAAUGUUUCCAAAUAUGAUAUAA